Molecule: messenger RNA, 2197 nt
Organism: Melitaea cinxia (Glanville fritillary)
Lineage: Eukaryota; Metazoa; Arthropoda; Insecta; Lepidoptera; Nymphalidae
Gene: serpin-2
Product: antitrypsin-like
Exons: 9
Coding region: 171-1286 (371 amino acids)
Molecular function (GO): serine-type endopeptidase inhibitor activity
Source: RefSeq, a predicted model, not a curated record
UACUUUGUAUAGGUAUAUAGGCAAGCCCGUAAACCAAACAAACAAGCAGUUCUUUGAAGCAGUUCACAAGCAGUUUAUGUUUACGACUUUACGUAUUGUUUGGAACUUUGGAUAUUUUUGGGAUUACAGACACGCUUGCAUUUGUUGCAAAAAGUGUUUACACCCAAACCAUGGACUCCAAAGCACUUACCUCUUCUAUUGCCCAAUUUUCGAUGAAGUUUUGUAAUGAACUUGAUAAAAGCACUAGUGUGGUGUCGUCUCCUCUUUCUGCGGAAUUUGUAUUGGCUCUCUUAACUCUGGGAACCAGUGAUCCAGCACACUCGGAAUUAUUGACAGCACUCGGCAUCCCUAAUGACAAUGCUAUUCGCUCAUUUUCUUCAGUAGCAGAAAAAUUAAAAUCUAUAAAAGGUGUAACCUUAAACGUUGCAAAUAAAGUAUACAUAAAGGAAGGUGAUUAUGAUUUAAAUGAGAAUAUGAAAGAAGAUGCUGUCAAAGUGUUUGAUGCUGCUCUUGAAAAGAUUGACUUUAAUAAAAGUGUAGCUGCUGCUGAUGCUAUUAACAAAUGGGUUGAAGGUAAAACAAACAACAAAAUAAAGGAUCUUAUUUCGUCUGACAGUCUUGGCGAAGACACACGUCUAGUCCUCUUGAAUGCUAUUUACUUUAAGGGAACAUGGAAGAAACAGUUCGACCCUCAGAACACUUUGAACCAACCAUUCUUCAUUGCUGAAGAAACUACGGUUGAAGUUCCUAUGAUGUACAAAGAAGAUAAUUACCUCUAUGGAGAGAGCUCGGGACUAGGAGCUCAGCUUCUUCAAAUACCGUAUGUGGGCGAUGAGGCCAGCAUGCUCAUAGUCCUUCCCAACGAGAUCACGGGGCUUGACGCCGUACUGAAGAAGCUGGCGGGUGGUUAUGACCUCCUCGGGGAAGUUGAUAAGAUGUACAAGACGAAAGUCCAAGUCUCCAUACCUAAAUUUAAGAUCGAGACCGAAAUCGAUCUUACUGAACUCCUACCCAAGCUAGGAAUCAGUUCCAUCUUCAAAUCUAACAACUCUGGUAUCACCAAGUUCCUAAACAAACCAGAAACGUUGUGCGUGACCAAAGCCAUCCAGAAAGCUUUUAUUGAAGUUAAUGAAGAGGGCGCUGAGGCCGCAGCCGCCACCGGCAUGGUGAUGAUGCUGCGCUGCGCUCCGAUGCCGUCGGUGCAAUUCUUCGUCGACCGGCCCUUCCUCUACGUGCUGCUUCAGGAACGUACCGAGCUCUUCGUGGGCGCCUACCGCAAGCCCUAGACUCUAAGAGUCUUUGGAGCCUCAUCGCCGAUAGCGCUGCUUUGUUACAUGCUUACAAGUGCACGUCGACAUCUUACCCGAUCGAAUAACAAAUUGUGAUAACUAUUAUAAAAUAAUAUUUAUGUGCUUAAUUUAUAGUUUUCCAUGUGCUUAGUGAGCAAUGGUCGAAAUGACUGUUCGCGUUAGAUAUGUUGAUGCUUUCGAAUGCAAUAUCUAUAGCGUAAAUGAAGUUUGAAAAGGUUAAUCCACUUAGAAGUUAUCGGGUUUUAUUACAGUAAUGGGCAUCACGUUUUACUCUGCAAUAAUAGACGAGCCGCCGACGCCGCACUUCAUUGCGGACCAUCCGUUCGUUGCUGUGAUCAUAUCCCACAAUACUACGUAUUUCAUGGCAACUUACCGCGGAAUGUAGAUUUAAACUUUCUGGCACAUGAUAGUAGAACCUGAAUAUCGUGACAACUAAAUAACAUCUCCAUACAAUGACGUUUGGUUACCGCUACAACUAGUACUAACUCAGUUUGAUACUUGAAAAAAUUAUGUAUGUUUAUUAUUGUAGUAGGUAGUUCGAUGUAAAAUUAAUCUUUCCAGUUGUAAUAUCGAUUUUAAAAUCUUUUGAAUUUAAUUAAAAUCCAAUUAAUAUUUCUAAUUUAUUUGAAAUAAAUAACUCCUGCAGUAUCUUUGGUUAAGUGUAAAUCUUUAAUAAGUGCAAUAUAUUAUAGUGGGUUUUGAUGUUGCUAUAAAAUGUUUUGUAAUUACCUCAACUUUUACAAUCGUAUGUCAAUAUAUAUGACAGUUUAUUCGACUUCGAAAUACAUAGUUUUUAAAACAACGAAUCACUUAAUUAUUGUAAGGAAACCAAUGACAAAUUGAAUAACGAUUUAUUAUUUAAAAUAAUAAAUCGUUGACAUAUAAAA